Messenger RNA from Paecilomyces variotii, 2133 nucleotides. RefSeq lists its product as hypothetical. Gene Ontology annotation, biological process: double-strand break repair. The transcript is spliced from 2 exons. The record is from RefSeq and is a predicted model, not a curated record. Gene Ontology annotation, cellular component: nucleus; site of double-strand break. Lineage: Eukaryota; Fungi; Ascomycota; Eurotiomycetes; Eurotiales; Thermoascaceae. The coding region runs from base 298 to 1917 and encodes 539 amino acids.
UAGUUGAUUCAUUGAUUGCUGUACUAGUUACCGGAUUGUCUAUCUAAGCGUCUGUCUGUCCUGGUGGCUUCGCUGGCAGACUCCAACUUAAACAUUUCACCAGAAGCAGCUCUGGGGAUAGUUAACCACUCCGUUGACUCGACUCUACCCUUGAAAGAUCCCAGUUCAGGUCCACGGCAAUAUUUUUAGUGACAGAACUAAGACCGAUCGCUUCUUGGCCCGACGCGUCCCCCGCAGCGCGAUAAACCUCAAGAGCUCCAGGAAUGGUCUUGACGAGGCAGACGACCUUGGUCGGCCAUGUCGACGCCCUUUUCUCCAGCAGUACGCAGCACGCCUGGCUUGUCGACGCCUCUGACCCAGAAUACAGCGCCUGUGAUCAAGUUUCGCUGUCUCUACUCCCACGACCUCAGGCGCAAGGCAAAGCGAUGGCACGAUGGCUUCCUUCGGUUUCACACGUUCAACAAACGGGUUAUGGUGUACGACACCCCCGGGAAUUUCAUCGGAGACCUGCAUUGGCGGGAGAGUGAUGAGAUACAAGAUGGGGACGAGAUGGAGUUGGACAAGGGCGUUCUGAUCCAGGUUGGGGAGUGUAUAGAGAAGACGCAGACUGAUCUGUCUGGGCUAUUCGAAAAGAAUAAGACAUCGCAAGGAUCUCCACAGCAUGACAAUUCCACUCCACAGUCUUCCAGAAUAUCAAUACCCAGGUCUACUGCAGGAUCACAAAAUCCGCUCAAGUCGUUGAACGAGCUUCUGGGCAUCAAGAGAACCCCCAUUGGACGGUCAAUCACUCCCAAGUCACCGUACGAGCAACGCCAUGCGCAGCCACCACAGCAGCAUGAUGAAAAUGAGCCGGACGAAAGGCCCGCGAAACGGCCGAAACCACUACCGUCAGAAGACGUUAUACUUCACAGGAAGAACCCCAACCAGCACAUCCGCAGUCGGCCUGUGGUGAUUGACCUCGAUGCACCAACGCCGCAGGCAACACCUACAAAGACAAAUCCCAUCCCAACGAAUCGACUCAAUAAAGAAGAUACAAAUGCUAGGCAUUCUUCGAGAAAAGACCUCCCCGUCCCGGCCAGCGCGCCGGAAAAUCGACCGAACAAGCAGCCCGACACAACGAAAACAUCCUCAACCAAAGCCUCAUCAUUCACAUCGGGGCCCGCUUCGAAGAAACCCAUCCCUGAUGCUCCUAUCAAUGCACUUCGCUUAUCCAGCGCAAAACCACGGAAGAAAUUAAUGUAUAUGGAGCUGUUGGAAGCAGCAGCAAAAAGGGCAGACAAAGCUCCAGUAGUCGAGUCGCUGGCGCAGAUGCAGACGCGUGAUGCACCUGCUGCGAAAAACACUUCGUUGCCAACCCAGCAUAACGAUAACGAUACUACACUUAAUACCCCAGCUCAAGCUGAAUUUGACCCCUCAGACUCGACCUUGUUUGUACUCGAUGAGAUGAUCGAUGAGCAAUCCCCGAAUCGUCCCGCAAGUUCAGAUACUACAAGGGAACUAAAGUCCUCGUCGGAUCAACGAAGGACUGCUCUCUACUCGAUUCCACCCCAUCCGGUGACUGACUCCUCUCCGCCUAAUCCACCCCGUUCUCCUCUCAGCAAACAGCAUAGCACUAUCACCAACCAUGUUGCAGCGCCUGAACCAAAUAUUGUGCAGCGAAACCGACCAUCGAGUCCAAAGGCCCCAGUCAGAGAACCAGUCCUGUCAUCUCGUCAUCCACCGAGAAAAUCCCCAAAGACAUUCCGCAAAACAGUCUCGGAUCCAACAGCCUUAAGAAGCAGUGACGGAAACAGAGCAAUCGCAAGACCGACGUUGUCGGAGCAACCCGAAAGCAAAAACGAGGAAAAGGGUCCCUGGACAUCAGAGGCUCUGGACCUCUUCGAUUGGUGGCCACCCGGACGACCGAAGCCUUGUUGAAACGACAAUAUAUGCGACACGCUAUGAGCUAAUGAUCAAUAUUGGGCUGUUAUCAUCAACACCAUGUAUCUCUGUAUAAACCAGCGGCGCUGGUCAUUAUUUUCGUUACUUUACUUCACUUCGAUUUCUAUAUUAUAGUUCAGAUCAUUAGAAGAUACCCAUAUCGUAUAGAACAUAUAAUAAACGCAUGAAAUCAAUCAAUUCAUCCAAGAAAGA